UUAUAACUCACUCUGGUCUCAGUUUUUCGCGAUGAGUAAAAUACUUCUGGCGCAACUGCUCUUCACAUUAUACCUUUCAGAUGUCUUGAUACCUGUGGCAGUUGCAACUUUGCAGGAAAAUGGUUGCGAAAAAAAUGAUCGCAAAAAGCCUCAUAUUAUCAUCAUCCUCGCAGACGACCUGGGCUGGAACGACGUCAGCUUUCAUGGUUCUAAUCAAAUUCCGACACCGAAUAUCGACGCUCUCGCGUAUAAUGGAGUUAUUCUGAAUCGUCAUUAUGUACUACCAAUUUGCACGCCAAGUAGAGCAGCCUUGAUGACUGGGAAAUAUCCAAUUCACACGGGCAUGCAACACGCAGCUUUAGAUCCGUCAGAACCACGUGGACUUCCACUAAAUGAGACAAUAUUGCCACAAUUUUUGAAAGAAGCGAAUUAUGCAACAUAUAUAGUGGGUAAAUGGCACAUAGGUUACUACAAACACGAAUAUACACCGUGUUUUCGCGGUUUUGAUACGUGUUUUGUUUGUUGGAAUGGUUUCCAAGAUUAUUUUAGUCACGACACAGCGGAGCUAAAUACACCGAAUAAGGGCAUAGACAUGAGGCGGAAUAUGACGAUCUCGUGGGACACAAGGGGCAAAUAUGUAACGGAUCUCUACACCGAGGAAGCAAUACACUUAAUUAAUAAUCACAAUAUAGAUGAUCCAAUGUUCUUAUAUCUGUCUUAUACUGCUCCUCACAGCGCAGGUGUGGAGCACUCAUUACAAGCUCCUCCCGAAGAGAUCGAAAAAUUCACCUACAUCAACGAUAAAAAGAGAAGAAUUUACGCUGCCAUGGUUUCUAAAUUAGACCAGGGGGUCGGCAAUGUUAUAGAAGCCUUGAAAAAUCGCAGUAUGUUGGAGAACAGCAUUAUUGUCUUCAUGAGUGAUAAUGGUGCUCCCACCAAUGGUUUUCUUGCUAAUCACGGCAGUAAUUAUCCUUUUCGUGGAAUAAAAGACACUGCUUGGGAAGGCGCUGUACGAGGAGUAGCUGCAGUUUGGAGCCCUUUAGUCAAGAAUUCCAAGCGAGUCUCUAAUGACUUAAUGCACAUAACCGACUUGUCCCCUACUUUGUUAACCGUCGCUGGCGUGAAGGAAAUUAAUGGUAAAGAUGGCAAGAACAUGUGGGAGACAAUCAAAUACGGCAAGCUCAAUCCGAGAAACGAGGUGUUGAUAAACAUCAACGAUAUAUUUCAUUAUGAGGCCAUUAUAAAUGUUACAGACGAGAAUGUUAUGUACAAGUACGUGCGCGGUCAGGCCCCGCUGACUUCUAAUUGGGUGGGAGAUAGCGGAAGAAACCCUUCUGAGAAACAACCACCGUAUUUGCCUGCGACCGUUUUGGAUAGCAAAGCAGGAGCUGCUAUCGCUACAGUGACAACUAGUAAUAAUAAGUCUGCACUCAUUGCACAGGAUAUCCUGCGGUUAAGACAAGAGGCAACAGUCCAUUGUAACGUUAUGAAAGAGAACAAGGCUCGAAACUGCACAUGGUCAAAGCCAUGUCUCUUCGACCUAAAGAGAGAUCCUUGCGAAAAGAUAAACAUAAUUGAACAGGAACCCAAUGUCGCAAAGAACUUACAGGAAGCUCUGAAUAAGUACAGAUCAAAGAUGCUACCGCCGAACAACAAGUUCAAAGAUUGGGAAGCAAGUCCGUUUUGGUGGAACCGCACGUGGGUUUGCUGGCAAGACCCCAAUCAACAACAUGAAUUCAUCAACAUAUUUUUUACUUUUCUUUAUUAUUUCGUACCUACUGUAGCUUAUUUCUUGUCCUUGUCCUUCUAAAGGGCUUUUUGAUAAUAUCUUAUAUUAAUUUUUUAUAUUUAUCUUAUGAUUAUAUCUUAUGUUUUAUUUUAUUAUAUCGUAUUCCUAUUAUAUCUUAUUACUUAUUAUCUUCUCUUUUCUUUGCCUGAUUAUAAACUAUAAAAUGUCAUACAUUCAACUAAUUGUUGAGAUGUUAAUGACAUCGACUUCGUACUGUCAGCUUCUCUUACCUUUAUUUAAAUCGCGGAGAAUAAUACAAGAGAGCGAUAUAAAUGUUUAUACCACCAUAUAAAUAACGAAGUGGUUGGAAAUGUACAUUUGUCUGGCAAUUCUAAAUUCGUAAUUUUAUUGGAAAUUAUUGUAUCGAGAUGUAAUUUUAAGUACUAUGUAAAAUGUACGAUAAUUGUAAAAUAUUACGUAAGAUAAUUUAGAAUGAUAAAACUUGAAUAAAUCUUUCGUCUCGGAUUUUUUUUUUUUUAUUCAU
Messenger RNA from Odontomachus brunneus, 2273 nucleotides. Its product is annotated as arylsulfatase B-like. The transcript has 8 exons. NCBI's taxonomy places the organism in Eukaryota, Metazoa, Arthropoda, Insecta, Hymenoptera, Formicidae. The record is from RefSeq and is a predicted model, not a curated record. Bases 32 to 1810 code for a protein of 592 amino acids.